Molecule: messenger RNA, 3430 nt
Organism: Micropterus salmoides (largemouth bass)
Lineage: Eukaryota; Metazoa; Chordata; Actinopteri; Centrarchiformes; Centrarchidae
Gene: lrrc6
Product: leucine rich repeat containing 6
Exons: 14
Coding region: 1317-3287 (656 amino acids)
Biological process (GO): outer dynein arm assembly
Cellular component (GO): cytoplasm
Molecular function (GO): protein binding
Source: RefSeq, a predicted model, not a curated record
AAUCUCUAUCACCUUAAUGUUCUGUUGGACCAUUUACAAUUACACACUUAAAAUUUGUGUUUAUUAAAUGUCUACAUUAAUGGAGAUUAUUUCACAAAUAUCACAAACAUAAUACAGGACAGUUACUUAAAUAGGCCUACUUGUCAUGAAAUUACUUUAAUUUAGCUUCUUUGGUAUAUAUUUAUAUACUUUAGAAUUAGACAUUUUAGAAUUGUUUUUUGCUAUUGCAACUGCUGUUUUGUCAAUUAAAAGAGAUGAUGUUUAAAACUGACAGUUUUUCUUUUUUACUUGUAGUGACAACUAAAAAGAAAAACUGUUCAGUUCAGCAUCUGUCAUUUUCAGUGAGCUCUGCAUUUGCCAAUAAUUCUCAAUAAUAAUAAUAAUCAUAACUACAUCUUAAGUAAUGUAGAUCCAUUUCUAGCAAAGUUAAAUGUCCACCAUUGUCUUGUGAAUUAGUCUCAUGUUCCAAAAGCAAAUUGUCAAUGCCUAAUAUACUCUUAGCACAGAGAACAUUGGACCUUUUGGGAUAACCUUAAGUUGGCUUAUGAGCUCAUAUUACUGUAUGUUGUAAAGUUAAUCGUCGGCAAAACGGUAACGUUAGUAAACGAGUCGUCCCAGAGAACCGACAUUAGUAACGUCAAGUGGAAUUUGGACUAUCAUUUAGCUAGCUAUUCUUCGGCACUAACGUGGUGAUCCACUCCAUUAGCACAUAUAGCAUCAACAACUAUAAAUUCAUUGUAACACUACUCAGGGUGUCCAGGCCAGGUCAGACCAUAGGGUCAGACAAGUCAGACGAUUAACUUAGUCCGUUUAGUAUGUUCAGUAAGUAUGCAUGAGUUUGGGGCCCCCUGGUGGCUACGGGGUCCUUAGCAGCCGCUUAGUUGGAAGAACAGGGACAGAUGGUGUUAUUUAAACUGUGUCGACUCGACGUCUGCUCCACACAGAUAGAGCUGCGCUAGGUUUGUAUUCAGCAUUUGCUUUUGCGAGUUUUAGGUUUUACGUGGAGUUUGUCACCAAAAUGUGUGACCUGUCAGAUUCUGUGACCCAAACGGCAAGUUAAGCGCCAGAGGCUUUGUUGACGGUGUGAAGCUGUUGCAGUUUGGUGGGUUUAGGUACCAAAAGUACUUGGUUAUGGUUAGGAAAACAUCGUCGUUUGGGUGUAGUCACAGAAUGUAAUAGGUAACAGAUUUUGGUGUUAGAGAAACGUUGGACCCGACCACUUCCGAGGUAAUUGAAAUACGUGUUUGAGCCCGUGUUAAUCGAGUGACUGUCGUGUUGAGCUCGUGUUACUCAAGUGAAUCGCUUCAGGAGCCUGAAUGGCGAAUCGCUGCAUUGUACCAAACUGUAGCAGCGGCAAAAGGGAGACCAACAGACCGGGUCUUCAUCGCCUCCCUUCGGAUGCUGCCCGCCGUGCCGACUGGCUGCGGCUGAUAAAGAACCCGAAGUUCAAGCCGGACACCCCGCCGCAAAAGUUGAAGGAUCUCCGGGUCUGUAGUAUACACUUCAGAGAGGAAGACUUUGAUGCAGCCUUCAGGAGACUGAAAAGUAACGUUAGAGUUAAACCAUCGAUAUUUGGGAGUGCGGAUGGUGAGAAGGCAGGAGCAGCUAGUGGAGACUGCGGUGAUACAGAAUCUGAUCCCGCACCAGCAGUUGAAUCGGCCUCCGCAUUUGACCAGGAUGACAGUAGGCCGAGGAGCAGAGUGGAGGACCGGGACCAGUUCCCGAGUUCCCACUCGGCGACUGACAUUAAUUUGUCCGCAUCGGAGGAGGACGAAGCUGACGACUGCGAAGAGAAAACAGCGAGCUCGAACGCAGCACCUGGCCGGUUUCUACGGCAACGCCUGACAACAGAGAGGAAGAUGGUUUACAUCACAGAGGACAUGAUCCGCCGACGGGCCGAGCACAACGAGUGUGAGAUCUUCUCCUUGGAGGAAGUUUCUCUGCAUCAGCAGGACAUCGAGAGGAUCGAACACCUUGACAGGUGGUGCAGGGACCUGAGGAUCCUCUACCUGCAGAACAACCUCAUCCCCAGGAUAGAGAAUCUCAGUCGCCUGAAGAAGCUGGAGUAUUUGAAUCUGGCCUUAAACAACAUUGAAGUCAUUGAAAAUCUUGAAGGCUGUGAGAGCCUCCAGAAGUUGGAUCUGACUGUGAAUUUUGUGGGCCGUGUGAGCAGCGUGGAGUCUCUGAAACACAACGUCCACCUCACAGAGCUGUUUCUGGUGGGGAACCCCUGCACUGAGUUUGAGGGCUACAGGCAGUAUGUGGUGGCCUCUCUGCCUCAACUCAAGCGGCUCGACGGGACGGAGAUCAGUCGGUCGGAGAGGAUUCGAGCCUGUCAGAGACUGGAGGAGGUAAAGAGGCAAGUCUGGGAGCAGGAGAAGGAAUACCUGAAGAGGAGAGCCAUGGAGAAAGAGGAGGCACAAAGGAAGGAAGCAGGAGAGCAGAAAGGAAAUGAGGAGAGGAAACCAGGCUUUGAUGGCCGCUGGUACACUGACAUCAACAACACAGUUCCAGGGUUGGGGGAGAAUAAGGAGAACCAGGAGGGGGAGGAGAAGCCGAACACAAUGAGCCCUGACUUAGAUGAUGAGCGGCGGGAGAGAGAGUUCUGGCACACGCCGUGUUCUUUCACCCCAGAAUCUCGUCUAGAGGCUCACCACCACCUGGAGGAGAAGAGGAAGGCAAAGGAGAAGGAGAAAGAGAAGAAGCCGAAGGCCCCGAGGACGCUGAUCACUGCUGAUGGAAGAAUCAUGAACGUCAAUGAGCCCAAGCUGGACUUCUCUAUAAGUGAAGAUGAAGAAGACAACACAAUCGUCUUAGACCUGGCAGUGUACAGACACUUGGACACCUCAUUGAUAGACGUGGAUGUUCAGCCAACGUACGCUAGAGUCGUCGUCAAAGGAAAGAUAUUUCAGAUGGUUCUGCCUGCUGAAGUAAAGCCCGACAGUUCGACAGCUCACAGGUCCCAAACCACCGGACACCUGGUCCUCACUAUGCCCAGGGCUGAAGGUGAAAUCAAAGUGACAAAGACCAUCCCACAUCCGCCCAGAGCAUUUCAAAGCAGACGCAGCAACUCGUCUGAGCACAAUGAAAGGGGAAAAAAAGGUCCCCAGAGACUGGAAGUGGACCCCAGCAAGUACACAGCCAUCGACCUUGCCAACAUCGUGCCACGGCAGAGCACCAAAGAGUGUCCGCUAGAAAUGUCCAGGUUGCCUCCACCAACCACCACAGGUCAUAGCAGCUUCUCUGAAGGGUUUGUGGACGACCCUGAUGUCCCCCCACUGAUAUAAGACAGAGAAAUAACACUGACCAAUAAGGAUGGACGCCGCUUGUUUCUGAGGUGGAAACUUUCAAGUAAAAGGCAGAUAACUGGGCAGCUUUGAAUGCUUGUAUUAUACAAAUAAUUUGUAACAUUAAAACAUAAAGAUCUGCA